AUGCGUGGUGGGAUCUUUGUAGCGUUGUUGGCUCUGUCCGCUGCUGUUUGUGUUCAGUCAGAUGAGGAGACGAGGGCGAAGGAAUUCCUGGCGGCAUUCGAUGAGCGGGCCUCUGACCUUAUGUACCAGUACUCGCUGGCAUCCUGGGCCUACAACACCAACAUCACCAAGGAGAACUCCGACAAAGUGUCAGAACAGGGGAAAAUAUGGAGCAAUUACUACAGCCAGGUCUCAGAGGACUCUGGGAACUUUCUUGAUCUGAUUAAGGAUAGAGAAAUCAAAUUACAGCUCAUCUCCCUGCAAGACAAAGGCUCUGGUGUCUUAUCCUCAGAUAAAGCAGAGCACCUGAGUAAAAUUCUGAGUGAUAUGAGUACGAUCUACAGCACAGCCACAGUGUGUCUGAAGGACGAUGAGCUCAACUGCCAGACGUUAGAGCCAGGACUGGAGCAUGUAAUGGCUAACAGCAGAGACUUCAAGCGUCUACAUGUGUGGGAAGGCUGGAAAGAGGUGGGCAAGAGGAUGAGGCCUCUGUGAGACUACGUAGACCUGAAGAAUGCUUCCAAACUGAACGGAUUUGAGGACUAUGGAGCGUACUGGAGAUAUAACUACGAGACCAUCGAGGAGCCGAUUCCGUACAGUUACACCAGAGAAGAGCUAAUGACAGACGUCCGUUCAUUAUACAAACAGAUCCUGCCUCUGUACAAGGAGCUGCAUGCUUAUGUCAGGGCCCAGCUGAUGAAGGUCUACGGUGGACACAUUGACCCACAAGGACCCCUGCCCGCCCACCUGCUCGGUGACAUGUGGGGAAGAUUCUGGACCAACCUCUACCCUCUGUCGAUCCCCUACCCUAACAAACCUCCUAUUGAUGUCAGUGAAACCAUGGUGAAAAAGGGAUGGACUGAGCGUCGCUUUUUUGAAGAAGCAGAGAAGUUCUUCAUGUCUGUUGGUCUGUAUGAGAUGUUUGAUAACUUCUGGAAUAACUCCAUGUUUGUGAAACCUGAGGACGGACGCAAGGUGGUCUGUCACCCCACAGCCUGGGACAUGGGAAACAGACUGGACUUUAGAAUAAAAAUGUGCACCAAGGUCAACAUGGAUGACUUCCUGACAGUGCACCACGAGAUGGGUCACAACCAGUACCAGAUGGCUUACCGUAACCUGUCCUAUCUGCUGAGGGACGGCGCCAACGAGGGUUUCCACGAAGCAGUUGGAGAAAUCAUGUCUCUCUCUGCUGCGACACCCAAACACCUGCAGAGCCUGGGACUCCUGUCUGCUGACUUUGUUUAUGACCAGGAAACUGAGAUUAACUUCCUGCUGAAGCAGGCGCUCACUAUUGUGGCCACACUGCCCUUCACCUACAUGCUGGAGGAAUGGAGGUGGCAGGUCUUUGCAGGGAACAUCACAAAGGACGAGUGGAUGAAACGCUGGUGGGAGAUGAAGAGGGAUCUGGUCGGAGUGGUGGAGCCGGUGCCCAGAGAUGAGACCUACUGUGACCCCCCAGCUCUGUUUCAUGUGUCUGGAGACUACUCCUUCAUCAGGUACUUCACAAGAACCAUCUACCAGUUUCAGUUCCAAAAAGCACUCUGUAACGCAAGUGGUCACACAGGCGACCUGGCCACAUGUGACAUCACCAACUCUACUGAAGCAGGAACCAAACUGAGGAAUAUGUUAGAACUGGGACGGUCCCAGUCCUGGACCAGAGCGUUACAAACGAUAUCAGGGGAUGUGAAGAUGAAUGCCCAGCCCCUGUUGGACUAUUUCCACAAACUUUAUGAAUGGCUGAAGGAGGAAAACAAGAAGCACAACAGGAUGGUAGGCUGGGAUCCAAAAAUAGAUCCAUACUCACAGGAUGCCAUUAAAGUGAGAAUCAGUCUGAAGGCCGCCAUGGGUGAUGACGCUUAUUCCUGGAAUGCCAACGAGCUGUACCUGUUCAAGGCCAACAUUGCUUAUGUGUUGAGGCAGUACUUCAGCCAAAAGAACAAGACUCUUCUCUUCACAGCAGAGAACAUCCUCACCUAUGAUGAAACUCCCAGAAUUUCCUUCUACAUGGUGGUAAAGAACCCAGAAAGUCCACCUGAAUAUAUCGCAAAAGAGGAUGUGGAGGCCGCCAUAAGACUAUAUAGAGGAAGAAUCAACAAUGCCUUCCAGUUGGAUGAUAAGACGCUGGAGUUUGUGGGUAUCCUCCCCACGAUGGCCCCUCCUGUGGAGCAGCCGGUGGAGGUGUGGCUGGUGGUGUUUGGCGUGGUCAUGGGGGUCGUUGUGCUGGCGGGCGUCUACCUCAUCUUUUCUGGCUUCAGACAGCGCAAGAAGUGAACAAAAGAGGCAAGCGCGGAAAACCCCUACGAUACCACCAUUGACGGACACGCUAACAAAGCCUUUGAGCACAGUGAAGACGAACAAACUGGAUUCUGAAUCCACUGAUAUUGACGAUCAAAAGCAAAAAAUGUCCUCAGGGCCGAUAUUAUCUAGAACAAGAACAAACCUACUGCUCUUUCACCAGCUCUGCAUCGCCUCUUUGAACAACUCUCUUAUAUUAUAUAUGGUUAUUGUACAGUGAAUGCCCUUGUAAAAACAUGCUUAAUCGUAUUUAAUUGUAGUAUACUUAUUAUAUAUGUUGACUCAUGGUUAAAUACUUCAAGAGGUCCAAUGUAAGAUGCAGUAUUAGUAU
This is a messenger RNA of Sphaeramia orbicularis (orbiculate cardinalfish), 2665 nucleotides long. Its product is annotated as angiotensin-converting enzyme 2-like. Gene Ontology annotation, cellular component: plasma membrane. Gene Ontology annotation, biological process: proteolysis. Gene Ontology annotation, molecular function: metallopeptidase activity; peptidyl-dipeptidase activity. NCBI's taxonomy places the organism in Eukaryota, Metazoa, Chordata, Actinopteri, Kurtiformes, Apogonidae. The record is from RefSeq and is a predicted model, not a curated record.